Molecule: messenger RNA, 1046 nt
Organism: Lepidothrix coronata (blue-crowned manakin)
Lineage: Eukaryota; Metazoa; Chordata; Aves; Passeriformes; Pipridae
Gene: MED30
Product: mediator complex subunit 30
Exons: 4
Coding region: 359-898 (179 amino acids)
Biological process (GO): positive regulation of DNA-templated transcription
Cellular component (GO): mediator complex
Molecular function (GO): transcription coregulator activity
Source: RefSeq, a predicted model, not a curated record
UGCGCCUUCGCAGGGGGCGCGGUGCCGCGGCCCCGGGAGUGUCCGCUUGCGACGGGUCGAGGCAGUGACCGCGCUGAGGGGACGGAGGUGCGUGAGGAGCACCCCCGGUCCCACCGCCCGGCAGCGCUGCGGUUGUGAGGGAGCGGUGUCCCAACCGAGGGGUUGGUCCGACCCCGGGGGUGCAGCGCUGAGCCGGCUUCGUCAGUUGAACGGUUCUGUCUGGGAUAGGGCCGCGUGCCGAGAGAAGGAGUGGGAUAGCUGCCCUUCAGAAGUUUAUUAGGAUAGACUCAAGUACUUGAUCGUUCCAUCAUAACCUCCUCUUUCUGCUCGGCCUAGUGGGACUGGUUAAGGCCAGGAGAUGUCGACCCCCCCUCUGGCUGGGGCGGGGAUGCCGCCGGGCGCUUUCUCGGGGACUCAGUCUCAGGCGGCCAGGGAGGUGAACACGGCUUCCCUCUGCCGCAUCGGCCAGGAGACCGUGCAGGACAUUGUGUUCCGAACCAUGGAGAUCUUCCAGUUACUGAGGAACAUGCAGUUACCAAAUGGUGUUACUUAUCAUACUGCAACAUAUCAAGACAGAUUGGGAAAGCUGCAGGAACAUCUCCGUCAGUUAUCAAUACUCUUCAGAAAACUGAGAUUAGUCUAUGACAAAUGCAAUGAAAACUGUGCUGGGCUCGAUCCUGUUCCCAUAGAACAACUUAUUCCGUAUGUUGAAGAAGAUGGCUCUAAGCAUGAUGAUCGUGGUGCUGCAAGUCAGCUUCGUUUUGCUAGUGAAGAGAGAAGGGAAAUUAUGGAAGUAAAUAAGAAGCUGAAACAGAAGAAUCAGCAGCUGAAGCAGAUCAUGGAUCAGUUACGGAAUCUUAUUUGGGACAUAAAUGCCAUGUUGGCAAUGAGGAAUUGAACAAGGAAAAUCAAACUUUGUAUUUGAAGAAGAUACAAAUCUCAUUGGAUAUGCUUAACUUCCUUGUAAGAAGAAACAUAUUUUCCUACAAUCAUAUUGCAGUAAUGUUUGAAAAGUCUUCACGAUUAAAAUGUUGGUUUUUUUCUAA